GUCAAAAUAUCUAUAGCAUAAAAGUCAUUGGAGACUUUUAUACGUGCAUUUGAAGCUUCAAAUUGAAGCUACCCUUUUAUUUUUCUUUAACCCCUCUCGACCUACCUAUCUCUCCCGAUCUAUCGUUUGUCUCUCUCGUUCUUACACUCCAGCAAGGAAGAAGCGAAUCCGGCGAGCAAGCCGGCGAUUGCACCCCUCCCAUGUUCUCCGAUCAACAACACCCAAACACUACUACUCCCUGAUACUGUUCGAUGCCAGAGAAGCCCUGAUAAGGACGAGACAGCCGAGAAGCAACCACCAGAAAAACCGGAUGUCAACCACCCCACCCCUGUUUACCUGUAUCCUUCGCGGUUCGUCACCGGAGAAACCCACCCCGUCCUCCUUCGUCCCUUUCCGUCGACGAGAACUGCUAAAACACCCCUUUGAUCGGCGAUGGUAGAUGCCCUUUCCCCUCCUUCAGGUUUAUCGAGGGGUCAGAAAAAGAGGAACAACAAGGAGCUGCCGGAGCAGCCCCUCAAACCACUGUUGUCAGCAACAGCGGUCAUCAAUCGCCGUCUCUACCUCUGUUAUCCUUCCUCGAACUGUUGGGUUUUAUUUAAUCUUGACAGUUGACAAAAGAGGGCCUGAUUUCCAACACGAACAACCCAAGCCGCUCCUCCAUUACCAACGACUGCUGCUACUGUUGUCUUUUAGGCUUGAUUUACUGUCGGCGACCAAGGCUUGGAAGCCGAUUGGGGAUCGUCGGAGGAUGAAUCCUCAUCUUCAUUGCUUCCGUUCGAUUCCUUCUCCGAUUCACCCAAUGCUGCCACCCGAAAUUAUGCUUUAUCAAUUGUUAGAUUUGGCAACACCAGUCCCUCUAAUUGUGAUUUUUAAAUCAAAAUAAGCCCUUGGUAUAUAUCUCUUUCAAAACAGGUCCCAUGUAAUUUAGUCUUUUCAAAAAUGGUCCCAUUUGAUUAAUCCAUUACAAAAACGGGUCCCCUAGUGCUAAAUAAAUUACAAAAUAGUAUUUUUUUUAAAUAUAAAGUAUUUCAAAACAAGUCAUUUUAGUUUAAAAUAUUACAAAGCAAACUUGAAAAUGUUUUAAAAUCUAAGAAAUGUGACCUCGCGGUUAUUCACGAAAAGCCUCACCGAAACUGAGACUAGAUUGUGAUCAUGCAUCGAAUGUGUGCGGUCCCUCUUUUGCGGUUUUAAUAUUUGGGGGAGAAUAUAUAUAUGUCAAUCAAAUUUUUGAUGAUUUUCAAGUUUUAUACACAAAAUAACAUCAUAUUUUAUUAUUGGUUAAACGUGUAUGAAAUAGAAAAUCUAAAAUGCAUGAAUCUUCAAUAACUCCCAAAAUUUAUAGUAGAAUGCUAUAAAUGACAUAAUUAUCCCUCCUGAUAUACUAAUAAAUAUAUUAAAAAUCACAAAAUUUUGAGAAGAUUGCUAUACAAAC
Molecule: messenger RNA, 1432 nt
Organism: Lactuca saligna
Lineage: Eukaryota; Viridiplantae; Streptophyta; Magnoliopsida; Asterales; Asteraceae
Source: the annotation of a GenBank genome assembly